Molecule: messenger RNA, 5923 nt
Organism: Pangasianodon hypophthalmus (striped catfish)
Lineage: Eukaryota; Metazoa; Chordata; Actinopteri; Siluriformes; Pangasiidae
Gene: spag17
Product: sperm associated antigen 17
Exons: 39
Coding region: 182-4873 (1563 amino acids)
Biological process (GO): epithelial cilium movement involved in extracellular fluid movement; axonemal central apparatus assembly
Cellular component (GO): axonemal central apparatus
Source: RefSeq, a predicted model, not a curated record
GAUGGUUUGUUUGGUUGCUAUGGGUUACCACAGUUCUCUCCCAGACACAUACAGCAACUUCAGCACAAUCAUUCGUUUAAUGAGUUAAUCUGUAGUGCGAUUUCGACCUGAAUGAAAAAGGCUGGCUGACGGAUGUGUGUGUGAAGGCUGUUGACUGUGCAGUGUGUGAAACCGGACUGAAAUGGCUCCUAAACGCGCUAAGAGUGAGGGCAGCGGAAGUGCAGGUGCAGUGGGGAAGCAGGGGGAAGCGGCUCUGAGCUCAGCUGUGCUGCAGGAGGAGUGUUGGGGUGUGUGUGUGUCUCUGGUGGUGUGUGACAGUGUGUAUGAUGAGGUGUGUAUGAGAGCUCUGUGUCACGCCGUACAGCAGCCCCUCCGUCGCCUCUUCACACUCCUGUCCUGGGAGAACCUGCUGCAGAAGGUUAAUGAUCUCGGGAACCCAAAGACGAGGAAGAUCAAAGAGCUUCCUGCAUUUUAUGAGGUGACAGAGGUGGCGAGGUCAGUGUUGGACUCAGGAGACGAGCUUUCUGUUGACUUGGUGGCAAAAUUAGUGAAGUUUCAACUGCUGGACAUCAAGAACACUGACAUGCAGAGAAGAGCUGCAGUACAGAGAGCAGCAGGUUUACUGUCUCCAAGUGCUAAAGACUCAGCUAAAGGAGAAAAAGGUAAAAAAGCAGCAGAAGCUCCGCCUCCCUGUAAAGACACCAAACUGAUACGCAGAGGAGACGAAAACACCAGCAGCUACAUCGACGAUGAACCAGACGACGGCCCACAACACUACGUCCUCAUGACGGGUUUCCAUCAGCCGAGUCUGAUCUCUGCAUUAGACUCUGUCGGUGUUCACAUCUCCAACGUAAUCAGACUGAAAUCAGACAGAAGUCAGAACUCACACGUGGAUCAGGAGGAGGAAAGAACCGACACGUCUGAGGAACACGAAUUCUCAGCUGGUGCGUCGGCUCUUCAGCAGGAGCUCAGCGUGUUCUGGGAUCAGCUGGACGGAGUUCUGAACAGCGCCGGCUUCCAGUCCCCACUUUCUGACGUCGCUCGACUGGACUACAGAGUGGAUCAGAACCUGCUGAGCCGAGAUUUAACCAAAGCUGAGGAAAUGCAUGAAGUGGGCGUGGCCAUAUUUGAGGGCGUGGCCUGUUUGCUGUAUGACAGUUUGGAUUGGAGGAGGCAGCAUGAGCACUACCUGAGCAGAAUGAGACUGAUCCACAUCCCGAACAUCUCCACACCUGUACACAACAUCCGACCUGAUACACCUGCUGAGGUGCUACCGGUGAGGAAGAAAGCGGAGGAAAGUUCAGAGUCAGAGUGUGUGGAUGUGGAUAUGAGGCUGUACUCUGAUCUUCUGGACAGAAUUCCCCUGCAGUGUGUCUCUGUUCCUCUCGUCCUGCACUGCCUGAUCCAGCAGGUGGUUUCAUCAGAACAGGAAGUGUGCGGUGGAUCAGCGGCGUCAGACGCGACUUCAGACCCGGAGUGUGAUUUACUCUCCUACAUGAUGUGGUGCGUGAGCGGUCUACCACGGAGCGCGCAGGAGAACAGCGAGCUGAUGGAGUAUUUUGGACUUAAGGAGGAAGAUCAAAGGGAAAGUAAAGAGAGAAGCCCCACCCUGCUGCAUCAUCACGAUGAGAGAUCAAAGAGACUCCACCACAUACCUGUGUCAGGCAGUUUGGAUGCAGUGAGUGUAGAGGUGUGUAUGAUGAAGAAGAGCUCUGUGUGGAACACUCUGAUGUGUAAACACCUCGACACCAGCAGCCUCAAUACAGCCAGGAGACAUGAACUACUGCACUACUGUUCCACCGACUCUCUGAGCUCUGCUGAUGUUCAGAGGCUCCUCAGGCUGUGUGUGUUUGAGAGCAUGCCCCUGACUGCAGUCGAUGAGAGCGGAGGACACACACUCGCCGCGUCACACACUGCGUUACCGUGGGACGACCCCGUGACCUUCACACACACCGCCUACUGCAGCCGCGACUCCACCCACGAAAGUAGAGCUGGGUGUGACGAGCAGCAGGAGAAUAAAGUCAGUGUAGAAGAUUUACGGAAGACGCUGAUUCGACACUUCAGACACUGGAACUUCACCGAACAUCACACUGCUGAAGUCUUUCCUCAGGUUCUGCAGACAGUGUGUGAGUCGUACAGAUGUGUGGAUUCGUUUCACAGCACUCAGUCCAACGUCAUGUACGUCAUCUGCCACAAUCCCAUGAGUCCUGAGAGGAGCAGCAGAGGAUCAUGGGAAGUCUCUCUUCACACCGAUGUUGGAUUCAGGAGUUUCCUGGAGAACGUAGCAGAAUCCAUCAGAGACUGGAGCAGAGCGGAGGAGGAGCGACUGCAGCAACAACAACAACAACAACAACAACAACAACAACAACAACAACAACAGGAGACAAAGACGCUGGAUACAACGACGAAAGGAGUGCUGGAGAAGUCGGAGGUGUUUAUACGACACGACUCUCUGAAAGCGUGGAAGCUGGAGCAGGACAGACAGAAGGAUGAGGAAGGGACGAAGAAGAUGAAGAAGGAGAACGGAGAGAAGAGUUCGGCUAAAGGAGGAGAGAGAACAGCGUCGACCCGAGAGAGCAGGAAGAGCCGAGAGGACGAGUGUCACACACCUCACACUUCCACAGAGCAGAGGAGCGACAGCAGUGACGCACACACACACACCGAGACCCAACCUGCGUUUACAGGUUACAGGAUGGACGGCAGGCUGGUGCAGGUGAGAGGAGAGAGUCAGUGUGUUUAUCCAUCAGACGGAGGACAGAUCAGUGUGGAGAGAGUCCACUACGUACAAGGCUCGACACAGCUGAAAGUUUGUGUGAGAAAAGAUGGCCACUGCUUCUACACACACAUCACAGAACCGGAGAGACAGAACACACACGAUCAGCGGCAGAAAUUCGGCUGUUUUUACGCUGUACUGAGUAACGGACUCACACUCGCCUACAGUCACACACAUCAGGAAGUUGAUGAAGCUUUUCCACGUCAGCUCCACGUUUCUCUUCCCACUGGCCUUCAGAUCCACUUCAGCUUCCAUCACACAGCAUACGGUCAGGCUGUGUUGGUCCGUCAGUCACUCCCCUCCUCAGGAUCCAAACUCCCCACCACACACACCGAGUCAUCACGCACCAUCACCUGCGACGGAGCUGUGAUCAAACACAUGAGGGACGGAUCUAGUGCGGUGCUGUUUGCUGAUGGAGCAGUGAGUGUGAGUCCUGACUCUGGACCGGUGUGUGUGACCAUCCCCACCAGUGCAGGGCAGGACAAGGACACGUCCACACACACACAGAGUAGAGACGCAAAGGUUAAACCUAGCUCAGGAGUAGAGAGGGCGGAGUCAACAGCAAGGGCGGAGCUUAAAGAGCAGGUGGAGAUGACAGGCGGUUCUUGGUGCACCACCACUCCAUCAGGAGUUAGGAUCAGGACCAUCAGAGGUAAACGGGUGGAGGAGAAACCUGUCCUGACCUUCUACAGCACUGACCCACAAACACACAGUGUGGUGAUGACGAGGGAUGAUGGCGUGUUGUGUGUGUUGGAGAAACACAGAGCUGCAGUGGAUCAUGCUGACGGAACCAGAAUUACCUCCUUCUACCAGCAGAGGGAGACACAGAGCCAGCAGAGCUCAGGCAGCAGUAGUGAUGGAGGGAGAGUGAGCAUGGUGAAGGUGGAGAAGAGUGGAUUCGCUACAGUGAUGAUGAAGUGUGAGGAGAAAAGCAGUGAGGUUCUCUUCAGAGACGGCACCACCAUCAGCGCUACCGCACACGGAUCCUACAGGGUGUGUCUCAGUGAUGGAGGCUGUCUGUCUCUCCGUGAGGAUGGUGUGGCUGUGUAUAGCAGUACAGGACCUGAAGGAGACCAGCGUGGACGUUACAUCAUGAGUCACUCUGAGGGUUUAAUGUGUGAGCUCACUGACCCAGAGGGAAACCACUAUCAGGUCACAGCAGAGGGCGGAGUCUCCAUCACACACACUGACACGGAGAGCGAGACACAACACAACACCGACGUUGAUACACACACACCUCGGUUGUUUGUGGUGUGUGCUGACGGUUCUGCGCUGGAGUUCCUCUCCCCUCAGACUGUAGAUGAGAUUCUGCAGAAGGAGAAAACAGAUCCAUCAGUCGCUGUGAUGAGAGAACCCAUACCACACACACACGAUGCGUUUGCGAUCACAAUCCUGAAACCGUUCUCUGACCCGAGCUCCUAUUGGCUCUCACCCAAACAUCUGGAUGACAUCAUUCCUGCCAACCUCCAAUCCAGGAAGUGGGACACGUUCCCCGCCUCUGAGGUGAAAACCCACGGUUCUCCAUUCGGAGCAUCUCUGGGUCGAGGGUUAGAGCUGAAGAAGAGAACCACGCUGGGUUCUGAUCCGACUCCUCCGGUUCUGCAGAACCCCAACACACUACUGAUCCGCCGCAUCACUGAACACACACCGUUCACACAGCAACACUACGAACACCUGCAGCACAAACUGCUGUUGUACAUAAAUCAGCUCCUGCAGAGAGAGAAGCUGAAAGAUGAGAUGAAGCUGAAGGAUCCUCAAACAGCAGAGGAGGAACUUCAUCACUCUGAUCUCCAUCUUCUACAGUCUCACUCAGACUCAACACCUCAGUCCGUGCUCUCUCUGUACUCUCAGGCUGUAGGUGUGUCUCGCUCUCCGCUGUCUAAUCAACACAGUGAUCAACAAGCAACACACCGUACACAGAAACAGAAAUCUGAGUGGGGAAACAGAAUCCGCCAACACAGGUCGGAUCUGCAGGAGGAGACGAGGCAUCGCUACGCUCUGAGAAAUCACAUCAUCACGCCGUAUUUCCAUCCCGAGCUUCAGGAGAUGACUCGCUCCGUCCGCCAGGCGAGCGUUCCUACCGCAAACACCACCGUAUAACAGUCCUACAUCAAUAAACGAACAAAAUCAGCAUUUAUUUCAUCAUCUACUCAGUAUGGUUUAUUUUUAUAAAAUGUUUACAUUUUCCCAAAACAGUUUUCAUGCUAUUUAAUGCAGAGUUUUUUUUUAAAGUCUCCAUUACAGUUUCUAAUGAACAGAAAACACACUGGUGUAAAAUGUAGUAAAGGAGCUGAAGGUGACGUCUCUUUCUCAGAAUCUUCCCUCGUUCCCUAAAAGAAGAAACGCCGGAUUACAGAACUUCAACAUUUCUUAUUAGCGCUAACGCUUUUAUACGAUUUUAUCCAUAAAACAACAUUCAGUGCAGAUGAUUAUUAAACAUACAGAACCUUUUAUUUCUUAUUUUUUUACUUAAGAGUUCUGGGCUUUUAAUUCUGUAGCAAGUUUAUAAAAUAUCCUGACACACGGGUGACUUUUUAAAAGUUCUGAACAUUUCCCAGAAGGUUCUGAUUAUUUUAAAGUAGUUUAAGUGAAUAAUAAAAUUAUUAGCUAAAUAUUUUAUAUGUAAAAGCCAUUAGUCAGCUAGCUAACUUUCACCUGGCGCUAACUCCAUAAACAUUUUUUUCAAAUUUUCAUUCAUCAUAAAUACUGAAAUAUCCAAAAGAAAAAAAAAAGAGUUGUUGUAUAGCAGCCAUUUUUCCACAGGUGAAAGGUCACAUGAUGAGAUGCUGGUUUCUGAUUGGUUAAACACAAUAAAUGGACCACUAGAGGGUGCAGCUGAGCUCGAGUUCCUUUUUUCUUUGUAUUGAAAAAUGAAUAUCGUACGUAUUGGUUUAGUUUUUCACUCUGCAUGUGUAAGUGAUAAAAUAUUGUUUGUAUUUAUAAACUAAUAAAAUGUUGCUUACGAUUAGAAAUAAGGAAUCUCUGAUAAAGGACUUUAAAUGUCUUUUAUUAAAUAAAACUGAGUCACAGCACUCAGAUUCAACUUUAUAAUUAUAUAAACCUCAUAGUCAUGGAAUUUAUCACUUUUAAUUUCUUAAACGUGAACGUUAAACACUUCGUGUUAGCUAACACCUGCACUACAGAGAGACU